AUUCCCAGUUGCUGAUGAAAGAGAAUAGUAAUUUAAAGAUGGCGGAGUGCAUGGCAGCACGUUUGACCGCGCAAGAGAACCAGAUAGAGCUUCUCACUCGGGAAUUUAGCCUCCUACGAGACGGGCUAAAUGGUGGUCCAGAGGUCGCCAGCAUUCUCGCCAGUUCUCCGGAGCUGGAGAGCUUACGGAGCGAGAAUGAGAAGCUCAAAUUUCGUCUCGUGCACCUCCGCCAGGGUCUCCAGGAAGAACUCGCCCUGGAGGGACAGGGCAAGGGGGGCACCAACAAAGGCCAGGAGAAGAAGACAGGGAAAGAACAACAACAGCCAAAUAACCGCAAUUAUGAUAAUAAUAAGGCAGAAACCCAUGAGACCAAACCUGUUGUUGAUAAGAACAACAAGGAGAAGCCAGAGAAGGCACAGGGAGGGGGUGGUGGCAGAGAGUCUUUCCAGCUGAAACCGUGGCCUGGCUACAUCUCAGAGCGCAUGCAGCUGUAUGAGGAGCUGAAAAAGGAGAGCGAUGCCCUMCUGGCCAGGAGAGCUGCAGACAGCCAGCCCAUCACUGUGGAGCUGCCAGAUGGACGCAGGGUGGAGGGUCAGGCCUGGGUCACUACUCCCUACCAGCUGGCCUGUGGCAUCAGUCAGGGCUUGGCUGACAAUGCAGUGAUUUCCCGGGUGAACGGGGACCUGUGGGACCUGGAUAGACCUCUGGAGAAGAGCUGCUCACUGGAGAUCCUGCGCUUUGACAAUGAUGAUGCCCAGGCUGUGUACUGGCACUCCAGUGCUCACAUCCUUGGUGAGGCCAUGGAGCYUUUCUAUGGAGGCUGUCUGUGUUAUGGACCACCCAUUGAGAAUGGCUUCUACUAUGACAUGUUCCUCGAUGGACCCCAGGGUGUGUCGAGUACAGAGUUUGAGUACCUGGAGGCGCUGUGCAAGUCUGUGGUGAAGGAGAAACAGCCCUUCGAGAGGCUGGAGGUCAGCAAGGAGACCCUACUGAAGAUGUUCAAGUACAACAAAUUCAAGUGUCGCAUUCUGAAUGAGAAAGUCACCACACCCACUACAACAGUCUACAGAUGUGGGCCUCUGAUUGACCUGUGUCGUGGGCCCCAUGUAAGACACACAGGAAAGAUUAAAGCCUUGAAGAUCUACAAGAACUCUUCUACGUACUGGGAGGGCCGUUCGGACAUGGAGACCCUGCAACGUAUCUACGGCAUCUCCUUCCCAGACUCCAAGAUGCUGAAGGAGUGGGAACGCUUUCAGGAGGAGGCUAGGAACAGAGACCAUCGGAAGAUUGGAAAGGAACAGGAACUGUUUUUUUUCCAUGACCUGAGCCCUGGCAGCUGCUUCUUCCUCCCGCGUGGAGCCUACCUGUACAACACACUCACUGACUUCAUCAGGGAGGAAUACUGUAGAAGAGGUUUUCAGGAGGUGGCCUCUCCUAACAUCUAUAACAGUAAGCUGUGGGAGACUUCAGGCCACUGGCAGCACUACAGCGACAACAUGUACUCCUUCCCAGUGGAGCAGGACAACUUUGCACUGAAGCCCAUGAACUGUCCCGGACACUGUCUGAUGUUCAGCCACAGACCUCGGUCGUGGAGGGAGCUGCCUCUGAGACUGGCUGAUUUCGGGGUGCUCCAUAGGAACGAGCUAUCAGGGACACUCACCGGCCUUACGAGGGUGCGCCGCUUCCAACAGGAUGAUGCUCACAUCUUCUGCACCAUGGAACAGAUUGAGUCUGAGAUGAAGGGCUGUCUGGACUUCCUCCGCUGUGUCUAUGACGUCUUUGGCUUCUCUUUCCAGCUGCACCUUUCAACCCGUCCAGAGAAGUACCUAGGAGAUAUCGCUGUCUGGAACCAGGCUGAGAAGCAACUGGAGAACAGCCUGAAUGAGUUUGGGGAACCAUGGAAACUAAACCCCGGAGACGGUGCUUUCUAUGGACCCAAGAUUGACAUUAAGAUCAAAGAUGCUAUUGGCCGGUAUCAUCAAUGUGCAACCAUUCAGCUGGACUUCCAGCUUCCCAUCCGCUUUAACCUGACCUUUGUAGGGAAGGACGGGGAUGACAAAGCGAGACCGGUCAUCAUCCACCGGGCCAUUCUGGGCUCUGUGGAGAGGAUGAUAGCCAUCCUCACUGAGAACUACGCWGGGAAAUGGCCCCUCUGGCUGUCCCCACGUCAGGUGAUGUUUGUACCUGUCAACCCUACCUGUGAAGAAUAUGCCAGGAGGAUGUGUAAACAGUUUGUGGAGGCUGGAUUCAUGGCAGACGCUGAUGUCGACUCCAGUUGCCUCRUAAACAAGAAGAUCCGCAAUGCCCAGUUAGCCCAGUACAACUUCAUCCUGGUGGUCGGUGAGAAAGAGAAGCUGACUAACAGCGUGAACGUACGUACGAGGGACAACAAGGUUCAUGGAGAGCUGUCUGUUUCUGAGGUGCUGGCUCGCCUGACCCUGUUGAAAGAGUCACGCUGCCGGAAUGCUGAGGAGGAGUUCUGAGGAGAGAUGGGGUGUUUCAUGACAGAUAAUUUUCUUUCACAAAAGAAGAACAAAAUAGACAUUUUAUGUGAAUGCAAGAGGUCUGUGUUGGAAGUAUAAACAUGGAAAGGGGUAGAUCAAAUGUAUUGACAUGUUUGAAAAUAUAAAAUAUUUUCUACUCACUUGACGGACCCUUUCUGUAUUUUGAGUAGUUUAAUAUGUAUGUUUCUUUGAUUGUCUAAUCAAUUUGAAAGAAUAGUGCAGGAAGUGAGAGACAAUAUUGGGGAUCAUGUAUUUGGUACAGUAGUGCAGGGUUUCCUAAACUUGUUUUUUUGCCCUAGCACCACACAGCUGAUUCAAAUAAGUUGGUUAUUUGAAUCAGCUGUGUAGUGCUGUGGCAAAAACCAAAACGUGCACCCAUGGGGUGUAGUGUAUGAAAGACCAUGCAAGAAUAUAUAUAUUUUUUAACACUAAUCUGAAGGAUAGAAUGUGGAUGAAAGAAGAUGUCAUGAGAAUGUUAUUUAUUGGGUUGUUGAAAGGUUGCAAUGUAAGCCAAAUAACACUUUUGGGAAAUAUUAAAUAAAAUCAUGAAGUAGCUCUGUCCUCUUGUUGGAUUGUAUCUUGGAAUAAAAUAUUGCCUCAACGUA
This is a messenger RNA of Salvelinus sp. IW2-2015, 3109 nucleotides long. The record is from RefSeq and is a predicted model, not a curated record. Lineage: Eukaryota; Metazoa; Chordata; Actinopteri; Salmoniformes; Salmonidae.